This is a messenger RNA of Entelurus aequoreus (snake pipefish), 1376 nucleotides long. RefSeq lists its product as uncharacterized. The transcript has 6 exons. Bases 234 to 1376 code for a protein of 380 amino acids. NCBI's taxonomy places the organism in Eukaryota, Metazoa, Chordata, Actinopteri, Syngnathiformes, Syngnathidae. The record is from RefSeq and is a predicted model, not a curated record.
AGUUUCGCUCCCACACCAACGGCACAACAUCAUUUUUACUUCAUAAAAUAGAUUUACUGGUAGUAAGUAAGAUACCAAAAGUUCGGAAAUUGACACCUAGCCCAUUUUGUGUAAUCGGUGUUGAAAGCCGGUACUAUUUUUCAGUGAGGCGCAGUGAUAUCUAGUGGGGAGUGGCGCGGUUUUGGUCACAUGGACCAAUCAGGUAGCAGCUUUAUUCUAACAACAUACCUGCUAUGGCGACGACAACAUCCGAGAGUGAAGAGGAACGAAAGACCUCAAAAGUUAGAAAAAAAGUGCGUAAAGAGGAAAAUAAAAGAUGCUAUAUGCAUCUUUCAUCUGUGAACAAUGAGGACGUCCAGCACUUCACUCGGACACGGUGGGACACAUACAGAAACUAUUUAAAACAGUGGCUUUGUCUGCAAGACCAGAACAAGCAUCUGGCAGAAAUCUAUAAACAUUGCUCGGAUGUAGAUUUUGACGCUAUUCCUGACGUCGCUGGGUUUCACGCAACAUGCUACCGACGUUUUACAGAUAAAUCUGCAUUGUUUUAUGCCGAGAAAAGGACCGCACGGGCGGUGGGAGAACCAUCUGCAGCCGCAGGUUUGCCCGUUGCUUCUGCCGGCCCCGUCCUGCCAGCCAUCUGUAUAAUUUGUCAAAAAGUGGAAAAGUACACUCGUGUGGGAGGAAAACGCCAGAGGGAUCAACUCACACAAGCAGAAACCGUGUCGGCAGGCCAGUUGCUGAAGGCAGCUGAGAUUAAGAAAGAUGCUGCCAUUCUUCUGCACAUCAACGACAAAGACUGUGUUGCUAUAGAGGUCCGGUACCAUAGGACCUGUUACAGACAGUACACCAGGUUCUUGUCACUGUCUACAGCAACGCACACUGCAACCAGAGAUGAAGAAAUACAACCCUUUGCUGACAGCUACAACCUCUUCUGUGACCAAGUGAUCCGUCAAAGGAUCAGCAGUUUUAACCUUGACCAGUCUACGUUCAAAACACUGAGCAAAUAUGUGUGCCACCUGUAUGGACAGGCAUCUGCCAAAGACGUGAACGAUGCAAGAUACAAAGCAUUCUGUAUGGCAUCGUCAGCUUUGCCAGAACUGUCCAUUCCCCCAACAAGUGAUGCCCUCCACCAACACUGCAAAAGGGCAAACUACCAAGCAGCAGUAAUGCGACAUUCCCUGACUGAAAUGAAUGGUACACCAGACACACCUGCUGGUGCAAAUGUUGAGGAGGGACUUGCUCAGUGUGACGGCACAGACACCUUUGACCCUGUUGAGGUAGAGAGUCAGUGUGACAGACACUUAAAGAGCGCAGCUGCACCAAAGUUUAGCAUCGCUAUUCUUAAAGAUGAAAACAAUUCUUCAUGUGUCUGA